This is a messenger RNA of Suillus subaureus, 1470 nucleotides long. RefSeq names its product glycoside hydrolase superfamily. Lineage: Eukaryota; Fungi; Basidiomycota; Agaricomycetes; Boletales; Suillaceae. Gene Ontology annotation, biological process: glucan catabolic process. The transcript is spliced from 16 exons. Bases 55 to 1443 code for a protein of 462 amino acids. The record is from RefSeq and is a predicted model, not a curated record. Gene Ontology annotation, molecular function: beta-glucosidase activity. Gene Ontology annotation, cellular component: cell surface; extracellular region.
CUGUAUGGCCUGCUCUAACUUUCAUAUUCUCUCUCCCGGACUAAUAACUGUGCAAUGAGACAUAUCCUGGCAGGUUUGGUGCUCUCGAGCACGCUUUUUGCCUGUGCGUGGGCUGAACAACCACCUCAGAUUUAUGGUGUUAAUUUGGGUUCGUGGUUAGUCCUGGAGCCGUGGAUGCUUCCUCAAGAGUGGUUGGACAUGGGUGGACAGUCAUGUACUGAAAGUUGUUGGACAUGCAUUUCAACUGAGUCAUCGUUUGCAAAGGCGUAUCCUGACACUGUCGAUACUAAAUUCGCUCAACACUGGGACACCUGGUUUACGCAGGGCGAUGUCAAUACACUGAAGGCGGCUGGUAUUAAUACUGUCAGGGUUCCUCUGGGAUAUUGGAUUGUGGAGGCUUUGGUCGAUAGGUCGCACGAAUCAUACCCCCGGGGCGGUCUUAAUUAUUUGCGCCGGGGCUUGGGCUGGCUGAAAGAUGCUGGGAUCCAAGCGAUCCUGGAUCAUCACGCGGCACCCGGGGUUCAAUCACCUGACCAAAUGUGGACUGGAAAUUGUACUACCGAUGUUCAAUUCUACACUCCAUACAACUACCACCGUGCACUGGUGUGGACAGCGGUCAUGACUACGCUUUCUCACCUGGACCCUAAUUUUGGAAGUGUCUUUGCGAUCGAGGCAGCCAAUGAACCCAUUAUGGACGCGGCUCUUACACCUAACUAUGGCACCUUCCAAAAGAACUUCGUCCAGGUAAUGCGUGCAGUUGAGCUCACACUCGGAAUAUCUGUGCCGUCAUCUAGUUUAUCGCUCUCGGUACCAGCGUCCGUCUCGAACAACUUCACCGCUGCAUUGAAUGCGACAUCUUCAGCAACCAUAUUCUCGGCGGAGGUGCAAGCCGCACUUUUAGAAGCCGUUCCGAUUUUACUAGAUAUUGCAGCAGGGUGCGGUUUACAAACCAUAUUUGAAGCAUCACCCUUCAAACGGUCCCGUGAUUCAUUGGUGGCGAACUUCAUAGAUGUGAACUGGCAGUACGACAACCCUUCUAACCCAGCUGACGUAGCGAAUGGCCCCCAAGCUUAUGACAACCAUUUAUAUUACUCGUUUGGCGGAGUUGCGGCUGCUGACCCAAAAUCUUACAUGACCAGUAUCUGCAAUCUUCGACGUAUCCAGGCUGACGCAGCGGUCGGCGACUCUCCGCUCUGGUUCGGAGAGUGGGGACUUUCAACACAGUUCAAUGCCACAGAUGAGUUCCUCUCCGAGUGGGCUGACGCACAGAAGUUGGCCUACAGUAAAGGUGCUGGAUGGAUUGUACGGAAUGCCCUUGCAAGGCAAUGGUCUUACCUUGAGGGGUUGAAACUCGGGUUCUUGACCCAGGACCCUGCGGCGUUCCACGAUCCGAACGUGUGCGUUCCAUACAUGAACAGUAUCACUGAUGGCGCUAGUUCAUGAUGUGCGUGCUUGGUGACUAAGUAAGCG